This is a messenger RNA of Gadus chalcogrammus (walleye pollock), 4738 nucleotides long. It is a transcript of the gene camsap3, whose product is annotated as calmodulin regulated spectrin-associated protein family, member 3. The record is from RefSeq and is a predicted model, not a curated record. Gene Ontology annotation, molecular function: spectrin binding; microtubule minus-end binding; calmodulin binding. Gene Ontology annotation, cellular component: microtubule minus-end. Gene Ontology annotation, biological process: negative regulation of microtubule depolymerization; neuron projection development; cytoplasmic microtubule organization. Lineage: Eukaryota; Metazoa; Chordata; Actinopteri; Gadiformes; Gadidae.
UAGGCACAGCAAUGCGUACCAAGGACACAACGAGUGGAGAAUAAUACUUCAUUCAAGUGUCCACAUGGGAUGGGUCAUGUAGUAACUUCUGAAACCGUAGAAUAAGUGAUUUUCUCCUGGUUUCAUUUGGAGCAGCAAGGAUAUUUUUUUAUGGAAGAGUCCACUAAGGCAGUUCCCGGGCGGAUAUUUUCCCUGUCUGAACGCUUACCCACAUCCGUAUUUUCGCCCCGUCGGUAUGGAAUAGCUUGCUAAAAUAAUGAUCCUUUGAUAUUUAAACAGUGAACCGAAGCCUACCUUUUGUCUUCCAAUUUCCCCUACUCGAUAUGGAGGACUCUAAUGCAACGAGGAAGACUUUCGUGGUCCCGGACAUUAAACCUUUGGAUUUGUAUGACAGUACAAGGGGGAAAAUAUGCGCAAGUGUCGGAUGGCUCCUAGCAAAAUCGUACGGCAAUGCAGAGAAAGUUCCGGUGGAGCUGCGGGAGCCCUUCUACUGCGACCAGUACGAACAGGAGCACCUCAAGCCCCCCGUCACACGCCUCCUGCUGUCCUCGGAGCUCUACUGCCGCACCUACACUCUGCUGGUGGGGGGCUCGGCGCCGGAGGGGCCCCCCCCAACGGACAACGCCGCCCUCCUGCGGCUCCUCGCCGACAGAGGACUGCCCCCGACGGACCUGGACGCGCCGGUGGGCGACGCAGACCUGCGGCGCAAGCCCAUCAAAAUGAGUGCCCACCUGGCCUUGAUGGACGCCCUCAUGGCGGUGGGUGCCAUGGAGACGGUGGCAGCGGCGAAGACACGCGGUGCCGCGGGGCUGCUCGGCGGAGGGACCAGCUGGCGGGAGCCGCUCCUUCACUGGGUUAACGAGUUAAACCAAAAGCUGAGACAGAUGGAAGAAGGGACCCAAGACGAUCCGACCCAAACGAACCCAGAGCCCGAGUCUGUGCAGCCCUCGCUGCGGUAUAGGAAGGAUAAGACACAGUCCAGACAGAAACCCAUUUUCCCGAUAGUGAAUGAGGUCAAAGACCUGUCUACUGGUUGUGCUGUUGUGGCUGUAAUGCACUACUACUGCCCUGAUCUGUUACGACUUGAAGAUGUUUGUAUGAAGGAUGCCAUGUCUGCAGCGGACAGCCUGUCCAACCUGCAUUUCAUCCGUGAGUUCUGCGAAAGUUGUUUAAAAAGCUGCUGUUCCUUGGCACUGGAAGAUAUGCUUUACGCACCACCAGAGCUUCAGAGCAACUGGCUGAGCUUUCUCGCUGAGCUGCUGAACUGGUUUGAAGUACGAAGGCCAGAGUUCGUCCAACCCAGAGACUCGUCAGAUGGCUCCAGACCAGCAGUGCCAACCAGCUCCAGUAAGAGUGGCUCACCUUCAAUCUUUAGGAGGCCCUUCGUUCCCAUCUCGUCCCACUUGUCCCAGUCAGAAAAUGCAGGAAAGACAAAGAUCAGGAAACCCCUCAGCCGCCCCCUGUCAGCCGUGUCUUUCAGCAUCCCCUUCGGCCUGGACAGCGACGUGGACGUGGUGAUGGGCGACCCCCUCAUCACGCGCUCCGUCAGCUCUGACCAGCUCACCCCGGGGGGCCCAGCCAAGGCCAGGGCGCCCUUCGCCCCCCCCGGGGACCUCGCCCACCUGCUGCCCCGAGCCAACGGACCCCAGAGGGCCUCGUGGGUCACCCAGAACCCCAAUGCCCCGCGGCUGGCUGAGAACGGCCACCAACGGGAGAGCGAGGCGGGGGAGCUGCCCACCAUCGAGGAGGCCCUGCAGAUCAUCCACAACGAGAGCAAGAUGGAGCCCCGGCACCACCCGGACGGGGCCCCCGACGGCUUCUACCUCCACUCCCCCGACGACCAGGCCGGGGGCCGGCACGCCGGCGGGCCCCUGCCCGGUCCCGUGAGCUGCUCGGCACCCUCGCGCUCGGGGACGAUGUACCGGCCCCCGGCGGAACCCCGGGAGCCCGGGCGCACCCGGAACCCCUCGGAGGGCUCCCGGGACGACGACUCGGUCCUGAGGGACGGCAGCGUGGACUCGGACGCCUCGGAGGACCCGCCCAAGACCCCUGCCGCCCCCGCCACGCCCACCUGGCGCCCCCACGGCAAGGAGGCGUCGGACAGCGGCGUGAAGAUGACCAGCUUCGCCGAGCGCAAGAAGAGGCACGGCCCGGAGUCGCCCAAGGCCGGCGAGCCCCCCGCCGGUGCCCCGGGCGGGGGGGGCGAUGACGCGGCGGCCCGCGCCGUCGAGGAGGGCCCGGGCAAGAGCCCGAAGCUCACCAACGAGAUGUCGGAGCUGGGGGUGCGGCUGGAGGAGAAGCGCAAGGCCAUCGAGGCCCAGAAGAAACGCAUCGAGGCCAUCUUCGCCAAGCACCGGCAGCGGCUGGGCAAGAGCGCCUUCCUGCAGCUGAAGAAGGAGCAGGGCGAGGGCGAGGGCGGCGCGGAGAACGGCCAGGGCCCCCCCGCCGCCGCCGAUGCCGACGGAGACCUGACGCUGGAGGAGAGGCUGGCUCGCAUGGAGCAGGAGGAGAAGGGGCACGACGAGCGGCGCCCCUCGAAGGACGAGGGUGGCUCCGGCGGCGGCGGCGACAGAGCGGGGGCUCAGGCCGACAAAAAGGCGGCUCCCUCGGGCGAGAAGGCCACGGCGCCGCUGGGCGACUACAACAACGCCGUGUCCAAGCUGACCAUGGCGCUGAGCUCCCUGCAGAGCGACAUGCAGCGCCUCUCGGACCAGCAGAGCCAGCUGAUCCGGAAGAAGCCGGCGGCGCCCGGCGCCCGGUCCUGGGUCAUCCCGCCCGGCCCCAAGCCCCCCACGCCGGGGCGCUCGUCCCGCGAGCCCUCCCGGGACCUCAACUCGGCCUCCUCCUCCCCCUCGCCGUCACCCUCGCGCCGUGCCCCGGGCCAAACGCCGCCGCCGCCCAAGUCGCCGUACGCUCACCGCCGCGCCCAGUCGGCGCCGCCGAAGAGCCCAAAGCACCAGGGCCCCGGGGUGUCCCGGGUGCUCACGGCGCCGCGCAACGUGGACCGCAUCCCCCACCUGCGCCGGGUGGACCCCUGGCAGUGCAAGGUGCAGACCUCCUCGUCCUUCACCAUCGGCUCGGACGACCGGCCGGCCGACCUGUACCCCUCCCCCGACCCCACGCCGGCCCACACCCCCGACCCCACGCCGGCGCCCACGCCCACGCCGCCGCGCCUCCCGGCCGAGGACGCGCUGUCGGAGGCGGGCUCCAACGACAACCAAAGCAUCUUCAGCAUGGAGCUGGACACCCCCCGGAAGGAGCGGCCGGCCGUGGGGGGCAGCAGCUCCGGGGCCCCCUCGGAGUGCUCGUUCGAGAGCGACGCCGUGUUCAACGGCGACAAGCGCGGCGGCGGCGGCGGCGGCCUGGUGGAGGUCUCCCUGCUGGCCGCCCGGGGGGGCGGGGGGGAAGGGGGGGAGGACGACGAGGAGCAGGGCCCCGACCCCUUCUCGGACUCUGUGAGCGACGUGACCGAGCCCGAGCUGAGGAGCGGCCUGGGCUUCUUCUUUAAGGACGACAAGGAGCGCCCAGAGGAUGAGAUGGCCCAGCGCAGGGCGGCGCUGCUGGAGAAGCAGCAGAAGAGGGCGGAUGAUAUGAAGAAACGCAAGCUGGAGCUGGAAAAGGAGAAAGAAGCCAACAGGCCGCAGUGGAUGACCAUCGAGGGCUGGGGGGACAAGGGGGACUCGCGGCCUUCAACCCCAGGCACCCCCACGGGGUCGAGCACCCCCACCGCCGAGGGGACGCCCCAGCGCAGGGGGGACUUCACCCGGCUGGAGUACGAGCGGAGACACCAGCUGAAGGUCAUGGAGGACCUGGGCAAGGUCCUGAGGCAGAAGCCCACCACCGUCCGCGGCGUGAAGAACCGGCCCAAGACCGUCUUCCGAGACGACUCGGGCCUGUCCCGCAGCCCCGCCAAGGGUUUUGACACCAGGUUGAACAAGCAGUACUCUCACUCCACCAUGAACCUGUCUUCAGUGGCCAACGACCUGAGCGUCAGGAAGUCUCCCAGCCGCUCCCACUCGCCUGCCAGGCGAAGCUCCCCGGGGAGGGUGAGCUCCCAGAACGGGGACAGGGACUGGGAGAACGGCUCCACCAUCUCCUCCCCGGCCUCUAUACCGGAGUACACCGGGCCCAAGCUGUACAAGGAGCCAAGCUUCAAGUCAAAUAAGUUCAUCAUCCACAACGCUAUCUCUCGCUGCUGCCUCGCCGGCAAGGUCAACGAACCGCAAAAAAACAAGAUUGUAGAGGAAAUGGAAAAGAGCCCGGCCAACCACUUCCUCAUCCUGUUCCGGGACGCCAGCUGCCAGUUCCGGGCGGUGUACACCAUGAACCCGGAGACGGAGGAGAUGGUGCGUCUGACCGGCGUCGGGCCCCGAGUCAUCGGCCCCGACAUGGUGGAGUCCAUCUUCAAGUACAGCUCGGACCGCAAGCAGUUCACCGCCAUCCCGUCCAAAACCAUGUCCAUGAGCGUGGACGCCUUCACCAUCCCUGCGCAACUCUGGCAGAAACGCCCCGGAACGCCCAAGAAGCUAGGCACUCCCAAAUAGCCUGUCUCCCCCCCCCCCCCCCUGACCUCACCUCACCUGACAUGAAAGGCAAGCAACAGAAGGACACGCUCUCCUCACAGUGGAGUUCUCCCACCUCCCUCGCCUCCUCUCUUUUAAAAGCCCCCCCCUUCUUCCUCACAGGUACAGCAUGAGGGUUGUGGAGUUGAGGGCUUGCUGCUAGGCAACGGUUUGGA